GUUACACGGCUUAUAUGUAUAUAUGUUCGUAAACUGUUCUGUGUUAUUCCGUAUUUGUCUAUGUGAACUGUUUUAGUCUACCGUUUAUGUCCGUAUACUACUUGUGUUACUAUUCAGUGUUUCUCGUGCUUUCAACAACUCAACUGGCGCCUCUGCCGCACCACCGUUUUACCAUCAUGUUUUAAGACUUUAGAGCCACAAUAGACCUUUAUCGUAAUAUCAUCUAUAUGUCAUCCUAAAUAAAAUUCUGAAAUGAGGAUUGAGGCGUCAUAAUAAAGGUCUAUUACGUACAACACCAUGGCUGAUGCGAACGUGGUAGCGGAAGCCCCUCAUACCACCGAGGACGGCGUUAAAGCAGAAACAGACCCUGACCCGGCGGAGGAAAGAAACACCAUACCAACAGAAUUAGUAUAGAGAAACGAAAAAGAACUCUGACAGAAAAAGGUAAAGAACUUAAUGAUGCUGAAGUUAAGAAAUUCAACUCAAAAAUCGAUUUAAUAUGGAGUGAAAUAGAGAACAUUCCCAGUGAAAUUGAAAACAUUAGUCAUAAUACAAAAGCAUUGCGUGCUCUGGGUUCCAGUCUCGACUAUCUUGGAGAUAGAUAUGAGAAAGAGUGUGUGUUAUUUUGUGAAUAUCUUACCGGAACAAAUACAUUAGAAAGCCAGCAGCAGUUGGACUCCCACAUGGCUACCUUUGACAAAGGAAAACGUAUUAUUCAGGAAUUAAGAAAAAGAAUAAGGGAUACUCGUAUGGAAGCAACAGAAACUGCCUCACGGAGGUCCGCUUCAUCAAGGACGGCGUCAUCCCAUGUCGAUUCAAUUCUAUUCAAGAAACGUGUGGAAGCAGAGACGCAACGUGCUAACAUUCUAUUCCGAGAGAAGGAACUUGCGAUCCUCAAAGAAAAAGCAUCACUAAAGGAAUAUGAAGCAAAACAACACGCUGAAAGUGAACGUAAGAAAGCAGAGCUCGAGGCUACUCACCACCUAUUAGGAGAAAAAAGAAAAGCAACACUCGUAGAGGCAGAAGUGAAAGCAAUAGAGAACUUUGAGUCGGACAGUAGACAAGGGUCUGUUAUACCAUCAGAUAUUGAUGCACCGAAAAAUCGCAAACAGUAUACUGCUCGAUACAUCAGUGAACACAGUGAUAAUAGUAUCGAUCGCUACUAA
Molecule: messenger RNA, 1166 nt
Organism: Saccostrea echinata
Lineage: Eukaryota; Metazoa; Mollusca; Bivalvia; Ostreida; Ostreidae
Exons: 2
Coding region: 684-1166 (160 amino acids)
Source: RefSeq, a predicted model, not a curated record